Drosophila innubila is the source of this 1436-nucleotide messenger RNA. It is a transcript of the gene sinah, whose product is annotated as probable E3 ubiquitin-protein ligase sinah. Gene Ontology annotation, molecular function: zinc ion binding; ubiquitin protein ligase activity; ubiquitin conjugating enzyme binding. Gene Ontology annotation, cellular component: cytoplasm. NCBI's taxonomy places the organism in Eukaryota, Metazoa, Arthropoda, Insecta, Diptera, Drosophilidae. The record is from RefSeq and is a predicted model, not a curated record. Gene Ontology annotation, biological process: multicellular organism development; proteasome-mediated ubiquitin-dependent protein catabolic process. The transcript has a single exon. The coding region runs from base 255 to 1214 and encodes 319 amino acids.
GACGAACAAAUUUUAGUUAUCUUGAAACCUUAAACAAUUUUUUAACAGAACUAAAUUGCCAAGCGUACGAAAAAUUAACACUGAAACUUUCGAUUUUAUUUUUUAUAGACUCCUCUCUCGGUAGAUUGGCAUUUCGCAUGCUCUAAUCGUGCCGUAACCCAAAAUUUUCAAGUGCUGCCAGUUUUAGACUGUGGAUAUUUUUGAGAUACCCACGCAAUCCAACAACAACAUCUGCAACAACAAGAACACGAGAAAUGCAACCACGUCGUCAGCGCCCUUCCCCUGAUGCACCACAGGCAGCGACUGUAGCGCUGCCCAAGGACAACAGCAGCCAGGAGCAGGACGCGACGCUGGACCAGAUGGAGAGUAGCAGCAGCAGUAGCAGUAGUAGCAGCAAUAGUUGUAACAGCAGUGACUGUGAUAAACCCAGUGAGACGGCAACUAGAGAAUUUCUGGUUUCCCUGCUCGAGUGUCCAGUAUGCUUUGGCUAUAUGAUGCCACCAAUUAUGCAAUGCUCGCGAGGGCAUCUGAUCUGUUCGCAGUGCCGCAACAAGUUGAACGUAUGUCCCGUUUGUCGUGUUCCAAUGAGUAAUAUACGCAAUUUGGCCAUGGAGAAGGUCGGCUCCAAAUUAAUAUUUCCCUGUAAACAUGCCUGCUAUGGCUGUCGUGUUCGUCUAUCCUAUUCGGAUAAGAAGGCCCAUGAGGAGGAUUGCGAAUUUCGACCAUACUUUUGUCCCUAUCCGGAUGAGAAAUGUGUGUGGCAGGGAGCAUUGAAAGAUGUGUAUAAACAUUUUGUAAGCACUCAUCAGAAUGUCAUUACCAUGGAGGGCACCGAUAUUAUCUUUUUGGCCACCAAUGUGAAUCAAGUGGGCGCACUGGACUGGACCAUGAUACAGUCCUGUCAUGGCCGUCAUUUUCUGCUCUCCUUGGAGAAGGUGCAACUUGGCGAGGGCUGUCAACAGUAUUUUGCCGCCUGUCGCAUGAUCGGCACUAUGCGAGAUGCUGCCGAUUUUGACUAUCUCAUUUCAUUGGAAGCCAACAAUCGCACCCUUAAAUGGAAGUCAAAACCACGAUCCAUACGCGAAAGUUUCGUUACUUAUACUAAUGCCGAUUUUUUGGUAUUAAACAAAUCAACAGUGGAGCUCUUCUCGGAGGAUGGUAAUUUGGCGUUAAAUAUCAUUAUCAAAAAGGCCAGCAAUGGUGGUCAGGAUUGAGCAAUUCGACAACUCGCCAACUGGCCAUUGUGUCUGUCCAGGGGGCCAAGUCUGUAUUGGUCCAGUCCAGUCUCCAUAGUGUAUCUAUUCUUUAUGUGCUCUAACAUAUGUAUGAUUACGUCGUAAAUACUUUGUGGCCAGACAUAAACUCAUCUAUUUUGCUUAUCCGUGUGGCAACUGUAAUAGCUCUGAUAACAAAUAUAUCAACAGAUAAAUCAGUUG